Messenger RNA from Eucalyptus grandis, 1368 nucleotides. RefSeq names its product rhomboid-like protein 19. The record is from RefSeq and is a predicted model, not a curated record. Bases 223 to 1143 code for a protein of 306 amino acids. NCBI's taxonomy places the organism in Eukaryota, Viridiplantae, Streptophyta, Magnoliopsida, Myrtales, Myrtaceae. The transcript has 8 exons. Gene Ontology annotation, cellular component: membrane; Golgi apparatus. Gene Ontology annotation, biological process: retrograde vesicle-mediated transport, Golgi to endoplasmic reticulum.
UAUAUCCGUUUUUGCUAUUUCCCAUGCGCGUUGUUCUUCUUCUUCUCCGAUCUAGGGGCUCUCUCCAGCCAGAAACGUCUCCCUGCGAAAACUCCAUUUCCACUCCACCCCCAAAACCCCAACCGACUCGGAUCAGCUCUCCGCCGCCGUCCCCGACGGCCGAUCGGCUCGAUCCAAUCUCGGACCGCCACCGCCGCCUCCGCCGCCGCCUCCGCCGCCGCCAUGAGUUCACUCUCCGGAGGAACGGGCUCGCUCGCCGGGUUCACGAGGCUCUGCAAGGGCAUGGCCGUGGUGCUUGUCGGGGGCCACAUUGUGGUGCAGAUCCUCCCCGCGGCCGUCAAUUAUCUUGCUCUGAUCCCCGCGAGGACAAUUCCUUUUGCUUGGAAUCUGAUAACGGCUGGUUAUAUUGAGCAAACAGUAUAUGGGGUUGUUAUCAGCACUAUUGGUCUACUAUUCAUGGGAAAGAUUCUUGAGCCCAUAUGGGGUGCUAAAGAGUUCGUGAAGUUCAUCUUCAUUGUCAACAUUUUAACUUCUCUCUGUGUUUUCGUCACUGCCAUCGCCUUGUAUUACAUAAGAAUGGAGGAAAAUUACCUGUACAUGCCACUAUCUGGUUUCUAUGGGGUCCUUUCAGGGUUCCUCGUUGGCAUUAAGCAAAUUUUACCUGACCAUGAGUUGCCUUUAGUGAGGAUUAAAGCAAAGUGGUUGCCAUCUAUCAUUUUGCUACUGUCUGUCAUUGUAAGCUUCUUCAUCCCAGAGCCUACAGCUUAUCUGCCGAUGUUAAUAUUUGGCACAUACACAAGCUGGAUUUACCUUAGGUUCUUGCAAAGGAGGCCUGAAACUAAGUUCAUGGGGGAUCCAAGUGAUGAUUUCUCCUUUUCUUCCUUUUUCCCGGAGCUAUUAAGGCCCAUAAUUGAUCCUUUUGCAUCAAUAUUUGCUCGGUUGUGUUGUGGAAAACGCCAAACUUCGUCUGAGGCCCAGGACUAUGAACUGGGCGAUAACCCAUUGCUGGGUUCUGAUCCGAUCGAAGCAUCUAGGAGAAGAGAACGAGGCGCCCGGGCUUUGGAAGAAAGGCUUGCAGCUGAGAGGUUAGCAGCUGCACAGACUGCGCAAGAAUCUGGGAAAGAUGCCACCGAGAGUGUUUGACAACAAGAGACAACUUCCAGUUUGGAGCAAUUACGGCAGAAAGUAUCUUUCUCAUGGUGAAGUCAGAAAGGAUGCAUUUCUGUGUGCCUAUUUUGUGGAUUAUGUUACUCAUGGUACAGGAAUUUUGUCUUCUUUGAUACAUUUCCUUUGCACUAUUUUGCUUUGGCUGUUGCUCAAUAUACGUCGGAUGACUAUAAAAAGAAAAUUGUUCUUGACUCCUGAGAA